AAAUCAGUUGAACCCUGUAAGCGACGAAAAAUGUUGAAAAUUAUUAUCCUCUCGCUCGUUGGUUGCGCGGUCUGCGCGCCCUACGAUGCCUACGUGCCUCUAGCCAAGACGACUCUCACCUCCAGCAGUCAUGCAGUCGACCACGGCAGCACUCACAUCGUCCCCGCCAUCCCCUUAGCCAAAACAACACUCACGCAAAGUUCCCAAAUCGUCGACCACGGAAGCAGUCACAUUGUGCACGCACCCUUACAUAUCCCUGUAGCUAAGACCACGUCCACACACAGCAACCAAGUGAUCAACCAUGGUUUUUAUCAUGCUGUACACCCCUUAAUUCAUGAGGUGGCAAUGGUUGAACACCACCCCAUUGUUUUCCCAGCGACUUCAAUAUAUUCAUACAAGACCCCCGACUCCGCUAUCACACACCACUCUUCGGAGGUCCACGAAACUGUACCUUAUUAUGCGUAUCAUUAAAUUAAAUUUACCCUGUUA
This is a messenger RNA of Zerene cesonia (dogface butterfly), 489 nucleotides long. RefSeq lists its product as uncharacterized. Lineage: Eukaryota; Metazoa; Arthropoda; Insecta; Lepidoptera; Pieridae. The record is from RefSeq and is a predicted model, not a curated record. The transcript has 2 exons. Bases 31 to 471 code for a protein of 146 amino acids.